Molecule: messenger RNA, 1581 nt
Organism: Pestalotiopsis fici W106-1
Lineage: Eukaryota; Fungi; Ascomycota; Sordariomycetes; Amphisphaeriales; Sporocadaceae
Exons: 2
Coding region: 1-1581 (526 amino acids)
Molecular function (GO): iron ion binding; monooxygenase activity; heme binding
Source: RefSeq, a predicted model, not a curated record
AUGGACUAUUUGUCUUUUCUCCCACGGGAGCCCAUCCCAUAUGCGGCGGUACUCCUGGUAUCCUGCUUCGUAUACUUUAUUGUAUAUCCAAUUGUCCUUUACUACAGAGAUGUCAAAGGCUUUCGACGAUUUCCAAAUUUCAGCCCCUUGGCUGGAAUAACGAACAUUCCGUUCAUGGUAUUAGCCCAUAGCGGUGCCCGAUCAGCAUAUCUCUCCAAGUUACACAAGAAGGAACCAAUUCUACGGACUGGCCCAAACACACUGUCCUUUGGAAGCGUACAAGCCAUCAAAGAUAUUUACGGCCACGGCACCCACUGCACAAAGGACGAGUCCUACGUUCUCACAGCCAGCAGCCACUACCAUCUUGCCGAUGUGGUAAACAAGAGCGAGCACGCACGCAAGCGCAAGGUGCUGUCCUCAGCUUACGCUUUGAAGAACCUCGAGUCUUGGGAGUACAAGGUCGCCGACAAGGUUGAGCGUAUGAUCAAGCAGUUUGACAAGCGUUGCACCGCUCCCCUUCCCGCCGGCAGACACCCAGACCCCGAGGAUCUAAACGUCGACUUUCGCAUGUGGACCAACUUCUUCUCGCUUGAUGCCAUUGCAGACAUCGGUGUUUCGGAACGCUUGAACCUCAUUGACAUGGGCGACGACGAGGUGGAAGCCCAGAACAAGGAUGGAACGCUUUUCAAGGCUAGAAUUCGCGAUAGUCUGUAUCCCAUCGCCCGCAAGCAAUCAUUGCUUUUGUGGAGCUAUGACUACUACAAGGUCAUUGACAAGAUCUCCAACAUCAUUCCUUACUACCGCAACAUGUCAAAGGCUAACCACGGCUGGGACGGUAUCGUUCUGCGUCGUGGACAAAAGAGAUUGGACCGCUACCGCGCUGGCGAGAAAUUGGAUGACUUUUUCCAAGCCAUGAUGGAAGACAAGAAUGGCUGCCCAAACAGUUUGGAAUGGGGCGAGAUUGUUGCCGAGAUCAACAUCAUGAUGAACGCUGGCAGUGUCACAACGGCCAUUGCUCUCACAAAUGUCUUGUACCAGCUCCUGCGCAACCCCAAGAUCAUGGCCAAGCUCCAAGAGGAGCUUGAUUCCGUACUCGAUCCAGAUGAGGUUGUCGCGCCAUAUGACAAGGUCAAGCACUUGCCGUACCUCAAGGCAUGCCUAGAUGAGUCCCUUCGUUUGUUCCCUCCCACACCGCAAGGCCUGCCCAGAAAGACCCCACCGGAGGGAUGGUCAAUCAUGGGUCACUUCAUCCCCGGCAAUACCACGGUCAGCAUCUCCGCCUUUGUGGCGCACCGCGACGAGUCUGUCUACCGUGAUGCCGAGUCUUACAUUCCCGAGCGGUGGCUGGGAGAAGAGGGCAAGAAUCUUCAGCCGUCUUUCAUCACCUUCUCGGCCGGCGCUAGAGGAUGCAUCGGCCGCAACAUUUCAUACCUGGAGCAGGCUGUGCUCAUCGCCUCGGUGGUACACCGUUACAACUUUGCCCUGGGCAGAGGAUUUGAGCUGAAGCGGGAAGAGACCAUGAACCAUAUCUUGGGCGAUAUGCCUGUCAAGGUGUGGCGAAGAGAACCCGCCACAGCAUGA